AUGGCGGGACUGUCGAGAAGCACCCGGUCAGACUGGGUACAGCUGGGCUUCCGAGCCUCCACGGACCUGGGGACAGACCAGUGGUCAGAGAAAAGCGAGAGCGGAGGGCGGAGUCCUACGUCAGAGCCACCCUGGGACGUCAUGUCAUUACUGAAGACCAGGGGGAGACCGGUGGCGGAGCCCAGGACCUGCCAUAGAAUGGAAGACAAGGCUACAGGCUGGUGGAGUCAACUAGUUGCUGCAAGUGCAGCGGCUCUGUGCGUUGUGGUAGCUGGGUCUUGUUUCGGAUGGGUCACUCCAAUCCUGUUGACGUUCCUGAGUCCCGAAAGUCCUGUUCCCAUGACCUCAGUCGGGGCCUCUUGGAUGAUCUCUCUCUUGGAGUUCGGCAAUCUUCUGACCCCUAUCCCGGCCGGCUUCCUGGCGGACACCUACGGUCGCAAGCCGCUGAUCCUCGCAACAGGCCCGCUCUACAUCAUCGGCUGGAUCAUAAUCAUGAACACCCAAACUCUUACUGUCCUCUGCGUCGCAAGAGUGCUUCAAGGACUCGCUCUAGGCAUCGUGUACACCGUCGUACCCAUGUACCUUGGAGAAAUACCGAGUCCGAAGUUCCGCGGAGCUGUCACUAGUAUCUUCCAGAGUGCUUUCUACUUCGGGUUUCUCCUCGAGUAUUGUAUCGGACCUUUUGUCUCGUAUAGAAUCCUAAACGCAGUCAGUGCUGCUCUUCCUGUGAUCUUCAUCGUGUGUUUCCUUCGACAACCGGAGACUCCGUACUUCCUGGUGAUGCAAGGCAAGAUGAAAGAGGCAGCGAAAAGUUUGGCUUGGCUGAGAGGUAAGCAAAGACCGGAAGAAGUCAUGUCGGAGUUGGAGUCCAUCGAUGAAUGUGUGAAGAGAGAGAUGGCGAACCAGGCUAGUUGGAAGGACGUUGUAGCUACCACAGCUGACAGACACGCUCUAUUGAUAGUCAAUGUGGUUGGAGUGGUGAAGAUAAUGAGUGGCUCAGUGUGCAUCCCUACCUACUCCACUCAACUCUUCGCUCGCACCGGGUUUGACAUGGUGUCCCCAGACGUCAUCACUAUCGUGAUGGGAACCGUCAUCUUCCUCUCCAGCUUCUUCAGCACGGCUCUGACAGACAUCACAGGUAGAAGACCUCUUCUGAUGAUUUCCGCGGUGGGUUGCGCCUUCAGCCAUCUUGCAGUCAGUAUUUACUUCUUCCUCGACGAACGCACCGGAAUCGAUGUUCGCGCUUUCAACUGGAUUUGUCCUCUAGCUCUCGUCCUCUACUGUCUUUUCCUCGCGUUCGGUCUCGACCCUGUAGCAAUGACCUACAGAUCAGAAAUGUUCCCCGCAAACACUAGAGCAGUAGCUGCCAGCAUCAACACUCUUAUCUUCACCAUUAGCGCCUUCAUAUCACUCAAAGGCUACCAAGUGGUCGCCGAUACCGUUGGUUUUGACGUAUUGUAUCUCGGGUUUUCUCUUGUUUGUUUCUGCGGGGCUUUUUGGAUGUACUAUAUCGCCAUCGAGACCAAAGGCAAGACUUUGUCGGACAUCCAGAAUGAGUUGCAGGAGAGCGCUGAAAUGAGGAGGAAGCAGAAGGAAAUCAGGGAAAUGGACGAAGGUGUUUAUAGGUCGGUGUACAUCUAGUCUUGUUCACGCAAACAUCGGCGUAUA
Messenger RNA from Macrosteles quadrilineatus (aster leafhopper), 1668 nucleotides. Its product is annotated as facilitated trehalose transporter Tret1-like. The record is from RefSeq and is a predicted model, not a curated record. The transcript is spliced from 3 exons. Gene Ontology annotation, cellular component: membrane. Gene Ontology annotation, molecular function: transmembrane transporter activity. NCBI's taxonomy places the organism in Eukaryota, Metazoa, Arthropoda, Insecta, Hemiptera, Cicadellidae. Bases 1 to 1641 code for a protein of 546 amino acids. Gene Ontology annotation, biological process: transmembrane transport.